AGGAACCGAGCGCCAGAUGGACGCGAGAGGAGAGGAAAAGACUCGGCCUGCUGUGUUUCCUGGAAAGACAUUCUCAAAGCAAGACUCGAUGUCUUCUAUGGAAAGAGAAGAACCAAUUCUCCCGGCCUCUGGGGAAGGAGAGAGAUUGGCAGAUGAUGGGCAGAAUAAUGGGAAUUCUAUGCUAUCGUCCGAAAUUCCUGCAGCUGAAGAAGGAAAAGAGAUGGUUGCAGAUGAAAGUGAACUUAAGAAGCACAGAGAAGAGAAAUCCUCACCGUCUCCGGAGGUUAAUGCCCAUGAACCCCAAAUCCUGCAGGAAGAUGGACAAGGAAACAGCCAGAAAAUAUGCCCUGUGUGUGGAAAGAUAUUUAGAUACGAAUCAAACUUAAAUAGGCAUUGCAGAAGCCACACGGGGGAGAAGCCAUUUAAGUGCACUGAGUGUGGAAAGAGCUUGAGCUCAAAUUGGAGCCUUCUUACACAUCUAAGAACCCACAGAGGGGUGAAACCAUUUAAAUGUGUAGACUGUGGAAAGAGUUUCAGUGAGAGCAGUACCCUCCUUACACAUACGAGAACACACACUGGGGAGAAACCAUUUAAAUGCAUGGAAUGUGGGAAAACCUUCAGUAGGAACACUCACCUUACUUCCCAUCAGAGAACUCACACGGGGGAGAAACCUUUUAAAUGCAUGGAGUGUGGAAAGAGCUAUACUGAUAGUAGUGGCCUUACUCAACAUCAAAGAACCCACACAGGAGAAAAACCAUUUAAAUGUACAGAGUGCGGAAAGGGUUUCAAGCAGCCCAACCACCUUACUAUACAUUACAGAACACACACCGGGGAGAAGCCAUUGAAAUGCAUGGAAUGCGGGAAGAGAUUCAGCCAGCUCAUUAACCUGACUUCACAUCAAAGAAUACACACAGGGGAUAAACCAUUUAAAUGUACAGAGUGCGGAAAGGGUUUCAAGCAGCCCAACCACCUUACUAUACAUUACAGAACACACACCGGGGAGAAGCCAUUCAAAUGCAUGGAAUGCGGGAAGAGAUUUAGCCAGCUCAUUAACCUGACUUCACAUCAAAGAAUACACACAGGGGAUAAACCCUUUCAGUGCAUGGAAUGUGGGAAGAGCUUCACUGAUAGUAGCGGCCUUGCUCAACAUCAGAGAACUCACACAGGGGAGAAGCCAUUUAGAUGUACCGCGUGCGGGAAAGGCUUCCAACGUCCCAGUCGCCUUAUUCUACAUUACAGAACCCACACCGGGGAGAAGCCAUUUAAAUGCCUGGAAUGUGGGAAGAGCUUCAGCCAGUCUGGUCACCUUACUAUACAUCAGACAACACACACACGGGGGAAACCAUUUGAGUGUACGAAAUGUGGGAAGCGCUUCAGGAAGAAUGGAAGCCUUGCUUUGCACCACCAGACGCACACAGGAGGAACCAUUUAGUUGCAUGGAAUGUGUGAAAAACUACUGUAAUCUCACUCAGCUUACCUCACAUUACAUUAGAGAACACACUGGGGAGAAACCAUUUAGAAACGGGGAAUGUGGGAGAAAGUUUAUUUACAGGAAUAGACUGCAUACAAUAACACCCACUGGAGAGGAACCCUUUAAAUGCUUCAUGCGUGGAAAGAACUUUUGUGACAGCAUCAGUUUCAUUCCUUGAGGCCUUUUUUUGCCCUUGGCAACAUUCAACGUCCCCCCGCCCAUCCCUCUUGCUCCCUUCCCAAAGCCAGGUAAACAAGGUGCUGGGCUUUGGGAAGGAGGCAUGAAGGCUCUGAGGGGGUCCUAAAGUCUUCCCACCUGUCAGGGUGCAGUCAGCAGCUCCUGGCCCAGGAAAGUAUAAAGACAAGAAAAAAAUUCUUACAGUCCUUUCCCCUCCCU
This is a messenger RNA of Podarcis raffonei (Aeolian wall lizard), 1867 nucleotides long. Its product is annotated as zinc finger protein OZF-like. Bases 17 to 1432 code for a protein of 471 amino acids. Gene Ontology annotation, biological process: regulation of transcription by RNA polymerase II. Lineage: Eukaryota; Metazoa; Chordata; Lepidosauria; Squamata; Lacertidae. The record is from RefSeq and is a predicted model, not a curated record. The transcript has 3 exons. Gene Ontology annotation, molecular function: RNA polymerase II cis-regulatory region sequence-specific DNA binding; DNA-binding transcription factor activity.